Labrus bergylta (ballan wrasse) is the source of this 2399-nucleotide messenger RNA. RefSeq names its product cytochrome P450 3A30. Gene Ontology annotation, molecular function: iron ion binding; heme binding; oxidoreductase activity, acting on paired donors, with incorporation or reduction of molecular oxygen. The record is from RefSeq and is a predicted model, not a curated record. NCBI's taxonomy places the organism in Eukaryota, Metazoa, Chordata, Actinopteri, Labriformes, Labridae.
ACUUUGUUACAGUUCAGUGAAGUGCAAAGCAGAUAUCAUCACAACUUGAUUGAGCAAAGGAGAACCAUGGACUACCUUCCCAUUUUCUCCGUAGAAACAUGGAUCCUGCUCAUCACAUUUAUCUGCCUAUUUGUCAUGUAUGGCUACUCCAGUUAUGGAAUAUUUGAGCAGUUGGGGAUCCCAGUCAGCAAGCCAAUUAUGUAUUGGGGCACAAUUGGCAGGCUCAACAGUGUCUAUUAUUUAGAGGACAUCGAGAAUGCAAAGAUGUUUGGGAGAAUAUGGGGUGUAUAUGAGUUAAAGAAGCCCAUGCUGGCUGUGAUGGACCCUGACAUGUUGAAAACCAUCCUGGUGAAGGAGUGCUUCACCUACUUUACCAACAGACGGAACUUCCGUCUUAAUGGGGAACUCUAUGACGCGGUGAGUAUUGCUGAGGAUGAUGAAUGGAGGCGACUACGCAACAUCCUCUCUCCCUAUUUCACCUCUGGGCGACAAAAGGAGCUCUUUGACAUCAUGAAACAUCACUCAAGCAAACUGACAGCCAGCCUGCAGUCCAAGGCCCAAAAUGGAGAAGUUAUUACUAUAAAAGACUUCUUUGGAUCCUACAGUUUGGACAUAAUGGCGAGCUCUUUAUUGAGUGUGGAUUUGGACACAAUUAACAACACCUCAAGUCCACUCAUCACAUAUGCCAAUAAGCUGUUCAGAUUUCCCAUACUUCUCUUUCUUUUCCAAGGGUGCUUUCCAUUUGCUCUUCCGCUAUUGGAGCUAAUGGGUUUCUCAUUGUUCCCCAAGAGUUCUACUAAUUACUUUAAAAGGUUUGUGGAGAAGAUCAGGCAGCAACGCAAUGGAAACUCACAAAAGAAUUCAAGAGAUAUGCUUCAAAAUAUGAUUGACAGCCAGACCGACAAUAAAUCCAAGAAAGAAGGGGAGAAUAAAAAGCUGACUGAUCAUGAGAUCAUUUCUCAAGUGACCAUGUUUGUGUUCGCUGGUUACGAGACAAGCGCCACAACUCUCACUUUCCUUGCCUACACUUUGGCCCAAAACCCUGCAGUCAUGAAACGCCUACAGGAGGAGAUAGAUGUCACCUUUCCUGAUAUGGGUCCAGUCCAGUAUGAAGCCCUGAUGCAGAUGGAGUACUUGGACAGCGUGGUCAAUGAGUGUUUGAGGCUCUACCCUCCAGCUGCACGUCUGGAACGAGUGGCUAAAGAAAAAGUAAAGAUCAACGGGAUCACAAUCCCAAAAGACAUGCUUGUGAUGGUUCCAGUCUACGCUCUGCACCACGACCCCGAGCUUUGGCCAGAGCCCAAAGAGUUCAGACCUGACAGAUUUAGUAAGGAGAACAAGCAGAACAUUAGGCCAUACACUUACUUGCCGUUUGGGGCUGGGCCGAGGAACUGUAUUGGAAUGCGAUUUGCUCUGCUGAUGGUUAAACUGGCCUUGGUGGAAGUGUUGCAAAACUACAGCUUCUCAGUCUGUGAUGAGACAGAGAUCCCUUUGAAGAUGGACCCUGAAGGCCUCGUUGGACCAUUGAAACCAAUCAAACUGAAGGUGGUGACACGAUCAAACCAGUGCAACUAGAGAUUGGUCCGGGUCAAACAGCUCUUGUGGUUGAACAAUCAUAUAAAUGAGUAACUUAAGUUACUAAAAAUGCUUAUUUAGUUUACGACUGACAUUUUUCAUCUGUACUUUCAGUUUAUAUUUUGAUAACCAAUCAAGCUUCAAACCCAGUACUCUGGUUGGAUAAGAGGUAUUCCAUGAUUGCUAACAUAGAGUAUAACAGCACUGGGAAUGAUAUCGUUGUGUAUCUCUGCCUCAGUCGGGUGUUUAAAAUUGUGUUAAUUAACAUUAUGAUGGUGUUUGUCUUGACUGAUCACGCUGGAACCUCUGAAUCAUGGAGGCAACUUAAGCAACUGCCAACAGACUCUUAUUUCACUGCCUACAUGAUCAAAUGAAACAUACAGGUGAAUGCAAACUAAACAAAGUAGGUGGCCUGCUGAAUUGGUGACAUACACAAAGUUACAAAAGUGCAGGAGAAGGUUUUGGUUGCUCAGCGACUGUUCAACUCUAAGCGAGAAAAAUAACUUGUUAUAAUUUGUUGUUUCUUGUUUUGUUUCCUAACACAAAGUUCAGAAUUUAAAUACACUAAUCUAAAGUAAAUUAUCCAGCACAUUAAGUGUUGAUUAAAAAUAAAGAACACCAUUGUGACCAGUGGCAGAUGUGUCAGGGACACAACACUGUUAACAUUCUUCUGUUAAAUAUAGUUCACUGCGCUUACCUAAUAAAUGGAGAAUAUGACAAAUGUUUCUGUUCAUCUCAGAAGACUCAUUGUGCUUUAUGUGGAAUUAUUCUUUGUGAAGCCUGUUCUUUUACAUUUUGAUUAAAGGGUAUUCAUCUGUCCAGUA